Molecule: messenger RNA, 811 nt
Organism: Neltuma alba
Lineage: Eukaryota; Viridiplantae; Streptophyta; Magnoliopsida; Fabales; Fabaceae
Product: DNA-directed RNA polymerases II, IV and V subunit 11
Exons: 5
Coding region: 117-467 (116 amino acids)
Biological process (GO): transcription by RNA polymerase II
Cellular component (GO): RNA polymerase II, core complex
Molecular function (GO): DNA binding; protein dimerization activity
Source: RefSeq, a predicted model, not a curated record
UUCGGGUCUGGGUGCCUUUGGCAUAUUGAAGUGUCGAGUACUUCCAUAGCUGGAGUCACUGUAUUGCCGGAAGUCAGAAGCCCUUAGGAGAGCUUCGGCGAGGGAAGAGAGAAGCCAUGAAUGCCCCAGAUCGUUACGAGCGUUUCGUUGUUCCCGAGGACACCAAAAAGGUCUCUUACGAGCGGGACACCAAGAUCAUCAGCGCUGCAUCCUUCACUGUUCAAAGAGAGGACCAUACCAUCGGAAACAUUCUUCGCAUGCAGCUGCACAGAGACCCUAAUGUAUUGUUUGCUGGAUACAAGCUUCCUCACCCUCUUCAGUACAAAAUCACUGUCAGGAUCCAUACCACUGGUCAGUCCUCGCCUGUGCAGGCAUACAGUCAAGCUAUUAACGAUCUUGACAGGGAACUUGAUCAUUUGAAGAAUGCCUUUGAGGCGGAGAUGCUGAAGUUUUCAAGGGAUUACUGACUGGCAUUCCUGGUGCUCAUGGAUCUAGUGUAUGAGAGCAUUUUGCAGAUGCUAGUACUUAGGAUUGUAUAUGUGAAAAAUAGAAGUUUCUAAACUACAACCCACUUGAAUAUGGUGGUGCAACUUAGGUGGCUCUUCCCUAGAAUCAGCGAAUUGAACCUAAGAGCUUCGUUGAGAGUAGAUUGUGUAAAGAGCAAGCAAUGAGAUGGAUUCGAUUUUAACUAGUUAUGAAUUCAAAUACAAAACUAAUUCAAAUGUGUAUGAGUGUUCUUAUGAAUUUAAUAGAAAUGCAAGAGAAGUGUGGUUUUGGAUGCAAGAAAACAGUCUUUAGGAAUUGGAAUUGA